ACAAGGCCCGACCAGAUUUUGUGGAAGCGGCGAAACCACCAACCCAGUCGAUAUUGUCUCUCAGCGCAAACCCCUCCGAGUGGGAUUGAGAGGGGGGUCAGAAUUGAUUGGAUCGUCUGUUCCUGGUUUUUUUUCACUUUUUUUUCUCGUCGCCCUCCUUCCCCUGGAAAGGCCAGUCGCACUGAUUAGUCUGGAUUCCCCCAAAGGGAAUUUUGACGAGGCGAGUGUCAGAGAGCAAGAGAAAGUGAAAAUUUUUACAGUGGAAAGAAGGAACGCAGUUUAUAGAGUCAGGAGAUGGAAGUAAAGAGGAAAGAGAGGGGAAGGAAUGAGUAGAAGUAAAAAUAAUAAUGAUGAUGAUGAUCAGAUGAGAUGAUGAGAGAGUUUUUUUAUUUCUAUUUUCUCUUUUCACAUUUUCCUUUUCUUCCUUCCAAUACUAAUCCUUCCACGCCUUCUGUUCCCUUCCUUCUGCUCCAAAUUUUCCCUGACUACUUACUAGUCUCGCUCUUAUGCUUUGCCCUCUUAAGGUCUACCCCGUUCUUGUUAGUAAAUAAUUUUACCUCACAUCUUCCCACCCUCUCGCCCUUUCCCACUUUCUCCUUCCUCCCACCACGUCUUUCUGCCUGCCGAUGCUCGCUGGCUAUCUCUCACCACUGUUCCCAAUUUCUUUUAUGUCACUUGCUCCGCCGGACUCCCUGCGACCCUCAGCCUGAGUUCGCACGUUCCCCCCCCCCUCCUCCCCCCCAAUUGCCGCUCAUCCGCGCGUUUGCUGCGUCUGAACUACUAUCUCGCAGCAGCAGCCCAGCCCUUCCCCGCCGGGAUCAAUCUUCUUCCCUAUCAAGUGGUUUAAACACUGACGUGUUUUACCUCAUUGAGACAUCCCCAUUAUCUCAUCUAAUCUUAAAACGCCUCCACCGCGUUUACCCCAGCUUUGGCGAACAUCGUGUCUCUGUGAAGUGUGAAGCAGGCCAAAGUUUGUUGGUUCGUCCCUGAGACGUAUCUGAUCUUCGAUCUGUCAUCUGCCCUGUUCUCUUUCCGGGGGGACUCUUUUUUUCAUUAUCUAAAAGUUUCCCCUCUUUUUUUUCUCCUCUUUUCCCCUCCUUUGGCUUUUUAGGUUGUAUCAGCCAAACCCCGGAUUCUGUUGGGUGACUCAUCCAAUACCACCAUCAAAUUCC
This is a messenger RNA of Aspergillus fijiensis CBS 313.89, 1172 nucleotides long. RefSeq lists its product as uncharacterized. The transcript has a single exon. The coding region runs from base 370 to 990 and encodes 206 amino acids. The record is from RefSeq and is a predicted model, not a curated record. Lineage: Eukaryota; Fungi; Ascomycota; Eurotiomycetes; Eurotiales; Aspergillaceae.